This is a messenger RNA of Calidris pugnax (ruff), 1989 nucleotides long. It is a transcript of the gene MTX3, whose product is annotated as metaxin 3. Gene Ontology annotation, biological process: mitochondrion organization. NCBI's taxonomy places the organism in Eukaryota, Metazoa, Chordata, Aves, Charadriiformes, Scolopacidae. Gene Ontology annotation, cellular component: SAM complex. The record is from RefSeq and is a predicted model, not a curated record. The transcript is spliced from 9 exons. The coding region runs from base 99 to 1001 and encodes 300 amino acids.
CCUUCUCCCUCGCCGAUGGACGGCGGGGGGCGCUCGGGCGCCGCCAUGCGAGGGCAGCAGCGCCGCGCUUCCCGGGCCGGCGCGGAACGGCGGACAAGAUGGCGGCUCCCAUGGAGCUGAGCUGCUGGGGAGGCGAUUGGGGGCUGCCCUCCCUGCACCCGGAGUCUCUAACCGUCAUGGCUUAUGCCAAAUUUUCUGGUGCUCCCCUGACAGUGAAUACUAUAAGUAACUCUUGGAGAGCUCCGAAAGGAGAUGUACCGGUCCUGAUAUCAGAAGAUAUUGUUAUUUCUCAGCCAGCAAAAAUAUUGAACUUCUUAAGAAAGCAGAAAUAUAAUGCUGAUUAUGAAUUGUCUGCAAAACAAGGAGCUGAUACACUGGCAUAUAUUGCACUGCUUGAAGAGAAGCUGCUUCCUGCUCUGCUGCACACUUUCUGGGUUGAGGCUGAAAAUUACUGCAGUGUGACAAAGCCGUGGUUUGCCUCAAGGAUUGCCUUCCCACUGAGGUUUUAUCUGCCUGGAAAGAUGUCCAGGGAAGCACUGAACAGGAUCUUGCUGACCAAGGGAGGGCCUCCACUCUACAGUCUGACUGAAGUGGAAGCACAGAUAUACAGGGAUGCCAAGGAGUGCCUAAAUCUCCUGUCGAAGAGAUUGGGGACUUCCCAGUUUUUCUUUGGACAUACGCCUACCACCUUGGAUGCCUUUGUGUUUGGUUUCCUUGCACCGAUUUAUAAAGUGUGCUUCCCCAGGGUACAAUUACAAGAGCAUUUGAAACAGCUUCCCAAUCUGUGUAGAUUCUGUGAUGAUAUUUUAACUUGCUACUUCAGGUUAACUGUCUCAGGCCAUUCUCCGGCUGGACAGGAUACAGCAGAUGCUAAUCUGCAGAAACUCACACAGCUUGUAAAUAAGGAAUCCAACUUGAUUGAAAAGAUCCGGCUCUCAUUAUUUCUCUGCAGAUGGACGACAACCUUCGUAAGAGUCCUCAGCAUCCCCCUCGAAAGCUAACAACCCUCAAGCUGGCUGCAGGUGGAGAAGAAAGCAGUCCAUUGAAUCGUUUGUCACCUUGACAGCUUUUGUUGCCCAUACACAUCUGUUUGCCUUCAACUCUUCUGAGCGCCACAGUACAUUUUUUCACAUGAAUGUUGUUUUGCAAGGGAAGAAUCUGCUAAUGGAUACAAGUAGGGAAGAAAUAUAGCUUUACAAUCUACUAUCUACCUAUUCUUUUAAGAAAUUGCAUAGUACAGGCUGACCACACACUAAGCUGAGGCUAAAGUAAACAAGAGGCUUAUUCUUGCAGAUGUUAAAGUGAUUUUGUACAGCAUAUUUUUGCUUUUAGUCUAGCAGAAAUGUUGACCAAAAGUUAAAAUUCCGCUUAUGGAAUGUUCACUGUUACUUUAUUUUGUGGCUUUUGGUUUUACUGUAAUCAUGUUACUAUAUGUGAGUGGGUAUACUUUUUGUAUCUGUCUGAAAAUUACAAAGUCCAGCUGUAAAAUCGGUGAAAAGACUGGGGGGAAAAAAAGAAUGUUGGCUUUCAUGGCAGCUGAGAAAUGAAAAGCGGUGAGAGGAAGUUAAAUAAUUUUUUAUUGUACUUUCAUGAACACUCUUGGGUCUUGUGUUUUAAGAUUGUUUGUAUUGUUGAAAACUUGUCAUGCUGUACUUUGAUGGGGAUCAUUGAAAAGCAUGUGCACUGUGGGAAGUACAAUGAUGUACAGAAGUAACAUUUCACAGGUACCUGGUAUUAGACCUGCGUGAAACAAGCUUAAUCUGUGCACAGCUUAAUAUUACAUGCUGCAAAACUCUUAAGUUAAAAUCACAGAGGACUGGUAGUGAGACGGAGAGAUUUGAUUAGCUCCUGUCAGACAAGAGACUUGACUAGCAAACAUACUGUGACUCUGGAUUGAAAGGAGCUGGUUAGGGCUUUAUAAGAAAGCUGAUGGAGGCUUUUAAAUUUGUCACAGAUGCCUUUGAAUUAAUUUUGUCUCUUUUUUUUUUU